This is a messenger RNA of Ceratitis capitata (Mediterranean fruit fly), 1847 nucleotides long. Its product is annotated as charged multivesicular body protein 7. The transcript is spliced from 4 exons. NCBI's taxonomy places the organism in Eukaryota, Metazoa, Arthropoda, Insecta, Diptera, Tephritidae. Bases 137 to 1603 code for a protein of 488 amino acids. Gene Ontology annotation, cellular component: multivesicular body; ESCRT III complex. The record is from RefSeq and is a predicted model, not a curated record. Gene Ontology annotation, biological process: late endosome to vacuole transport via multivesicular body sorting pathway; vesicle budding from membrane.
UUUAAAAUAAUUGUGUCAGUUGAAUAAAAAUAAACACUACACAGUGAGCACGCAAUUCCCUAUAAAUUAAACAAAGCGCAAUUAGUAAUUUUUUUUGUCAACAAAACAGUUUUAUAAUUUGUCUUCAACCAGUUAAAUGUCGAUUGCUACUUCAACACCUUUACGUACGCCAACUAAGGACCAAAAUGCCAAUAACAGCAGCUCGAGCAGAGCAGAGGAUUCGAUCAACACAGAUGACAGUCGAAGUUUUCCUUAUCCUGCUUGUUGGAACGAUGAUGUGCGUAUGAAUGUGCUUUUAGCACCAUUUCGAAAUAGAGAAGUAAAUCCUGAAAAUUAUGAUUCGAAAAUGAAAUUUUGGCAAGAUAUGAUAUCACAAUAUUGUGAGCACGAAGGCAGUGGAUGCUUUUGCAAACGAGAUCUUCAGCUAACAUUUGCGCGUGGUGAUCGAAUACCUUACGGCUUGGAUACAGUACUCUCAGAGAUGUUGUACACCAAGAAAAUACGUACCCGUGCUGAUUUCGAAUAUGACCCUGAAAAUACAUGGAGCGGUUGGGCGGUGAAUAGUUUUGUAAAGCGCCCCAUAUCAUGGGGUUGGCAAACACUGAAGAGCAAAAUAGGCAUACAAGUAGAAAGGGAUAGAGGUUUACUGGAAUAUGUACACUUGGAGGUGAUGAAGAAAUUUUGCAAACAAAUACAGCAAAGCUUGCUACAACAACACCAAGGUGAAUUACUGCAUUAUGAGAGUUUUAAAAAACUUGCGGAUGCUGCUUUGACGCUAAAAGAAGAUUGCUUACUUUUAUGUCUGCAUGUGUUGCACUGUCAACGGAAAGUUGGCUUAGAAUUCAAAGUAGAAGAUCAAGAGCAGCAAAUACAUUUAAUUAAAAUACCUGCGAAAAAUGAUGCAAACAUUGCCAUUACCGAGACUGAUCGUGCCGUGCACAAUUUGAAAAUGACUCAAGUCAGUUUGUUGAAACAAUUAGAAAACUUAGAGGAGGACAUGAGGGAGAAUGAGGAAAAAGCACGUCAAUAUGUAAAAGAAAAUAAACGCCAACUGGCCAAAACAUAUUUGCGUAAAAAACAUUUGAUGGAAAAAAAUCAUGAAAAGCGUAGCAUUGCACUUCACAACAUUGAAUCCCUCAUAACUAGCGUAGAUGAGGCACAAAGUCAUGGACAAAUACUCGACGCUUACAAGAUUGGCUCGAAAGCUUUACAAAAAGCGCUCAACGACUCUGGCCUCAAAUAUGACAAUGUCGAUGAGGUUAUUGCCGAAGUUCGUGAUACAAUGGAAACACAUCAAGAGUUGCAAGAUACACUGGCUAAUGCUGGUUUGUCGGACAUUGCCACUGGUGGGGCUGAUCUUAAUGACAAUGAUGCAUUGGAACGUGAACUACAACAAAUACUUGGCCAAACUGGUCAAACGCCUGUUCGUCCAACGCAAACAAAUGCAAAUGAUAAUGGAAAAGCAUCCACAAUUUCAAUUAACCGGGGUACUACUUCGAAAAUAACUGAUCAAGAACUUUUAGCUAUGCUCGAAGGACUUGAGGUGGAAGAUAAUUCGCCGAGAAAAAGUGAGGCGAGCGUGCGCACAGUUGUCAAUGAAUAAUGGACUUGCGAAAUGCCAGUUUUUUAAUGAUAUUAAUUUUCUAGUUAAUUUACAUAGUCAGAAUUCAAUUAAUUUAUCUAUUUAAUUGUUUUUAAAUUAGGGUGAAUGUUUUCAAAUCAGAAUUUUGUUCAAAAUACAUAUAUAUAUAUUUGUAGAAAUGAGACUGAUUGUGUAAAGAUUAAUUUCACGUUUAUUAUUCAUACAUUGAUACUCGAAAGUAACACAAAAAACUGUUAUUAAAAAA